This is a messenger RNA of Lactuca virosa, 2214 nucleotides long. NCBI's taxonomy places the organism in Eukaryota, Viridiplantae, Streptophyta, Magnoliopsida, Asterales, Asteraceae. The record is from the annotation of a GenBank genome assembly.
AUGCAUUACAAUGUUAAACCGUUAAACGAGUACUUGAUCCCGAAGCUACUGCCUCUUCACAGUCAAACAACCACCCUCAGAAGAAGAAACCCACACACAGCCACCAUUAGUUUCAGACGCCGCCGUAUCAAAGAAACCACCAUUUCCACCUCCGCGACUUCUAAUACAACCACCACUCACCACCAUCACCCAUCUGCUGUUUCCCCUGAAAACACCUCCUGGUGCUGCCCUCCCGCUGUCUCUUCCUACAAACCCCCACCUCCACCGUCGGUAACAACCGCCAUUAAUCCACAACCCAUUUCAAUUCCACCAGCAGAGUCUCCCUCACCGGAAUCUUUAUCCACUGAAAAGACUCAAUCUUCACAUUUCAAUUAUCGGUCAAAUCUUGAAAAACCCAGAUCGAUACCCACAAUGACAACUACCACCACUGUCUACGGCGCCGCCGGCAACAAUCAAGAAGCAUUACCGUCUUCCUUUACCCAAUUUAACUCUGCCCUCACUGCCGGACUUUUAAAUCCCGUAUCGUCGCCACCACCGACCACCGAUAAAACCCGAUCCAGCCCUACCCUUUUCGAAAUGAUGGCUAACGAACCCGAUUCUAAGAUCCCCAACAAUGGUUCAAUUACAACUCCAAAAAGACCCAGUAAUGGCCAUGCGAUCCCACCGCCGAUGAUAAUUGACAAGCAAAUUUUGAUGCAACAAAGACUGUCUGAUAUUCUGUCCUGUCGUAGCCCCGGAAAUCAGUUCAAUGAUCCAAAUUCGAGUGAUGUGAAGCUCACUUUGAGCUCCAAAGAUGGGUUUAGUGUUUCUAUGAAUGUUCAUCGGCAGAUCUUAGUUGUUCACAGUCGUUUUUUCGCAGAUAAGCUAUCUGAUUAUCGUCGGAAAUUGGGUCUACAAGGGCAACAAUUAAAAGAGUCGAUUAGGUUGAUGUAUUGUAAAGAUUUAAGGAGGAAGCUAAUGAAGGAUGAUGUUCCUAGGGUUCUUGGUAUCUUGAAGGUAUCAGCAGCAAUCGGAUUCGAUGCUGGAGUUUUAUCUUGUUUGGAGUACUUAGAAGCUGCUCCUUGGGCCGAGGAUGAAGAAGAAAAGGUUGCAGCUUUAUUAUCUGAGCUCAGGCUUGAAGGAGUCGGUGCAUGUGAAGUUUUAAAAAGGGUUUCCAUAGAUGUUACACCUGGAGAAGAUGACACCAACGACAACCAAGAAGUACUACUUAAGCUUUUACACGUUGUUCUCGAAGGAAAAGAUGAAAAAGCAAGAAGAGAGAUGAAAGUUUUGGUCUCAAAAAUGCUUCAUGAAAAUUCAUCAAGAAACGAUUUGAAGAAAGAAUCUUUGUAUUCGGCUUGUGAUAAAUGUUUAAAUUUGUUACGACACCAUUUCUUGAAAGCUUCUAAAGGAGACUUUGAAGAAGUGGCUCAAAUCACACGACAAUCGGGUAAUCUACAUUGGCUUCUUGAUAUUUUAAUCGAUAGACAAAUAUCCGAGGAUUUUUUAAAGAUAUGGGGAUCACAGACUGAAUUAUCUCAAGUCCAUUCCAAAGUGCCUGCCCUUCAUAGAUACGAAAUCAGUAGAGUUACAGCAAGAUUCUUUGUUGGGAUUGGAAAAGGUCAACUCUUGGCUUCGAAAGAGUCAAGAUGCUUGCUUUUACAAACAUGGUUGGUCCCUUUUUAUGAUGAUUUUGCUUGGAUGAGGAGAGGGUUGAAAGGGCUAGAUCGUAAUUUAGUUGAAGAUGGGUUGAGCAAUACUAUAUUGACUUUGCCUCUUGCUUGGCAACAAGAAAUCUUGAUGUCUUGGUUUGACCGGUUUUUAAACUCGGGUGAUGAUUGCCCGAAUAUACAAAGAGGGUUUGAAGUUUGGUGGAAAAGAGCGUUUUGGAGAAAGCCCCAAAUGCCAAAUGUUUGGAACACAUGAUUGCUCAACCAUGGUGUGUUUGUUUAAUUUCUUUUUUCAUAUAGUAACCAAUGUCAUUGCUAUCUCAAUUAAUUUUGCAUUUUUUCACUUAAUUUAUAUCUGAUACGGGUCUUGAUGAGUAUCUUGAUGGUAAGUAGGUGAAAAAUCCAUGAGAAAUCUCUCUUGUUAUAUUGUGAUUUAACUUUCUCAUAUUGGCCGGUGGACCAAAGUCCACGGAUGGUGUAUACCUUAUAUAUAAGGGUGGUGUAUACCUUUAUAUAAAAUACAAGAAGUUACAUUUUUUUUUCUUACUUGGUUUGUAGUUUAAUG